AAAGCGAAAGACGCUUGCUCGAGUGAAUCCAGGAUCUGCGAAAAGGCGAGCUGUUAUUUUCUGGAUAGAUUGACAGGAUGAUAAGAGGGUCUGAAGGAGAGUAGGUUCUGAAUAGGUAGGGAGAUCGCUGAUGUACUGAGGUAGAGUUUCUGGUUCGGUGUGGGUGACAACCGAUAUUGCACGAGAAGACGGCCAGCGAAAAGAUUGAAGCGCAGGUUUGUUGCGUUGGGUAGUUGGCAUAGCAGUAGCGUAUACGCAGUCGGCACUGAUUGGUGGUGCGGGUAGAUGGACGAUGACUGCUUAGAUUCUGGUGCGGGAAUUUGCCGGCCUGAAAAUCCACGUGCUUCGUACGUUGUCCCGUACGUCUCUGAGACGAAUAUCUUCGAGAGUUGACACUGCACGACCGGCUUAGCCAAAUCGGCAAUCCCUUUUGCAAUGCGGGAAAAAGGCAAACGUUUUCUGGAUCUUAACGAUACCCUGAAACUUGCAACAUCAAUUACAGAAACACGAGAGCGAAAGGUACAGAGCACCAUUGGAGGACGCUCACAGCACACCGAGGAUGAGAUACAAGCUCCUUUGAAAACACGGAAAGCUCGAAAUAGAGCGAAACUGGCCGGGAUCAAGAUGCAAAUCGCCUCCGACAGAGCUCGCCUCAAGAAGAACAAAGCCAAAAUGCGAAAGCAAGUUCUCCUUGGUCUUACUAUCGUCCCUGAAAAACGCGACAGUCUUCCACCAAAAAAGCGUGUCUCUUUUGCUUGAACGACAGACUCAAAAAAGGUAUUCAUGAUAGACACCGGUCUUGUUGGGCAAUGAAGUGACGCGUCUCAGUUCAACUAUUCCGAAUGCGGAUUGACUUUGAAAGAGGCUAGAAUUUGCUUGUACCACAUACUUAAAUGAUGUCCGGAGCCUCGAUA
This is a messenger RNA of Lentinula edodes (shiitake mushroom), 914 nucleotides long. RefSeq lists its product as uncharacterized. The transcript has 5 exons. The record is from RefSeq and is a predicted model, not a curated record. The coding region runs from base 436 to 759 and encodes 107 amino acids. NCBI's taxonomy places the organism in Eukaryota, Fungi, Basidiomycota, Agaricomycetes, Agaricales, Omphalotaceae.